GACAGCUCGGCCAGUCGGUUUCCGUUAGAUUUGGGAAGGAGAUGAUCAGAGUUUGUGUUUUACAGAUGAACAGUCCGCUGUGACCGUGAUGGACGAGAGUCGACAAAACAAGACCAGGGACUGUUAAAAUAAUGCUCCAGCUGCCUUAACGUGCUUUAUAAUGGCCAUCAGGGAACUGAAAGUUUGUCUGCUCGGGGACACAGGUGUGGGGAAAUCAAGUAUUGUGUGUCGAUUCGUUCAAGAUCACUUUGACCACAACAUCAGUCCAACGAUUGGUGCAUCUUUUUUAACUAAGACCGUCUCCUGUGGAAAUGAACUUCACAAAUUUCUGAUCUGGGACACCGCAGGGCAGGAACGGUUUCAUUCGCUGGCUCCCAUGUAUUACAGGGGCUCUGCAGCCGCCGUCGUUGUUUAUGACAUCACAAAACUCGAUUCAUUCCAGAUGUUAAAGAAGUGGGUGAAGGAGCUGAAGGAACACGGGCCGGAGGAUAUAGUCGUGGCCAUCGCAGGAAAUAAAACCGAUCUGGGCGAUAUCAGGGAAGUUCCAACUAAAGAGGCGAAAGAUUUCGCAGAGUCCAUUGCAGCCAUAUUUAUGGAGACCAGUGCCAGAAAUGCAGUAAACAUAGAGGAGUUGUUUCAGAAAAUCAGUCGACAGAUCCCUCCGCUGGAGAACACAGACGCUGACAGCAACGAGUCCUUUAAACUGACAGGACAGCCUCCUCCCUCCAGCAAACGCUGCUGUUAGACAUCCAUCUGCAAGUCACUACGAGCACCCUGCAACAUGAUCCCAUGUGAUGCAUAGAUUAAAGUGAAAAAAGUGAUAAAGUGAAGUGAAAUUAGAAUCACAAUACACACAAAUCAAUGUGUUUUAAUGUAGGAGUCUAUUAACCAGAUGUGGAUACAGUCACAUGACUGGCAGACAUACAUAUUACAGUAGGAAACUCAGCCAUUCUUCAGCUGAACCAUAUUCAUGUUCUCUGAACAUUGCAGUGAUGCUGAGCAAUGCGAGUUAUCACAACUUGGAAUAAUUUUCAUAUCAAGUCUUUUUAAAUGCAGUAUUGUGACAAAUAGAAAUGUUCGUAGUUAGCACAAUGUUUACACAAUAAGUGCCUUGGAAAUGUUAUUUUUAUGUCUGACAUUGCCGUUUUGAUAUGUAAAAACAAUAAUUUUAAUAGGGUAUUUCUAAUCUGGCUUUAUUUGAACACUUACAGUGACAUAGGAAAUGAAGAAUGAAGUACAGCUGGAUAAAACAAAAACUGUGUCCGUCUUUAUUUCAGGCUGCAAAGGAACAAAAAGUGAUUAUUUUAAAGGUGGGGGGGGGGUUCUUUUCUAUACCCACUUUAGAUGAAAGAUAGAGAUUCGCAAAUGUGUUGGUCACAUUUUGUAUUACAAUGAUCAUUGUAUUAUACAUUUUCAUACUACUACUGCUUAAUACUAAUAAACCACGUUUUAAUGUCAUUUUUGUAAAACUCUGCAAAAUUGCACAUAGUAAUUGUUUUUAUUUUAGUAAUUCAUUAUAAGGACACUGUAAAAUAAAGUGUUGCCAAUUUAUUCAUCCUAAAAAUAAAUAAAGGUUAUGAUUCUGGUCAUUGGUUAAAUGUAGAAUAUUUACCUUUAUUAAAUGAAAAUAUGAGGGGAUUCACCACCAGGGGGCACAAUUGGCUUUAAAUUGAACACAAGUUUUGUUCGCUCUUCUGCAAACCUCUGCUCACCUGUUGCUGUCAGUGUUGAAAAGUCUCAAGUGUUCAUAUUUUUCCCCCACUAAAUGUCUUAGGUUUGGGGUUUUUCAAUUGAUUUUGUAACUGAAGAAAAUUCUUUUAAUCUGUUAAACGAGUGCACUUGUUAUCUGAUCACUAAAUUUGUAGGAAAACUAACCAUUACUAGGUUAAUUUCCCCAAACAAUUUAAACACUGUGAUUCUGUGGCAUUUGUUCUUGUUUGCUUACUUUCUCAUGAGUUUGGGACAGGUAUCAGUUCGGCUGACCUGUCGCACACAUGGAUCGUACCGAUGGUUGGGUCAUAAUUUUUGCAGUUACAUUUGGUGACACUAGUGCUACCGAAAUUACACACUUCACCUUUGAGGCUAAAAGCAUAAAAGCUGAGUAAUUGUGAGCUCUUACAUAACCAGCCUACCUUGGUGUGGUCAUGAGUGGAUUGGUUGCCUGUCCUGUAGAGUAGGUUGUCAAUUUUGUAAUCAGAAUAAUUUUUUCUGUCAGUCACACAUGCAGCGCUGGUUCCACUAACAGUUUUGUUUUUUUGUUUGUAAAUCACCACAGCCAUAACUGAAAAAGCACCACGUGCAAUUUAACAUUUAAUUUGAGUAUAUUAUCAUACCUGUAGCUCUCUAAGUUAGAAAGUCUAAAAGUUAGUGUGAAUUCACGUUGAUGCCUUAAUCUAGCAAAUUCAGUCUGAAUCGUAACUAGAUGAGACCUGGUGACAAUGGUGUGAUGUCAUUUUCAAUUAAACUUUAUAUUUGUAUUUUUAAACCUACCUUUUGUUGGUUAACUUAAUGCUUCACUUAUGUGAUGUUGUUACAAUGGUAUCAAACACAUUUUGUACCAGAAGUCAUCAAUAAACUACAAAUGCAGUAUGCAAA
Cyprinus carpio (common carp) is the source of this 2595-nucleotide messenger RNA. RefSeq names its product ras-related protein Rab-31-like. The record is from RefSeq and is a predicted model, not a curated record. Lineage: Eukaryota; Metazoa; Chordata; Actinopteri; Cypriniformes; Cyprinidae. Gene Ontology annotation, molecular function: GTP binding; GTPase activity.